This is a messenger RNA of Phanerochaete carnosa HHB-10118-sp, 2214 nucleotides long. RefSeq lists its product as uncharacterized. Gene Ontology annotation, biological process: proteolysis. Lineage: Eukaryota; Fungi; Basidiomycota; Agaricomycetes; Polyporales; Phanerochaetaceae. Gene Ontology annotation, molecular function: dipeptidyl-peptidase activity; metalloexopeptidase activity. The record is from RefSeq and is a predicted model, not a curated record. The transcript is spliced from 15 exons. Gene Ontology annotation, cellular component: cytoplasm. The coding region runs from base 41 to 2125 and encodes 694 amino acids.
UCGCCAGCCCUUUUCGCCCAGCCGGUUGCACGCCAGGAAAAUGGCCUCCGUCAACCUCUCCACCGAACGCUUCUUCGCCGAUCGCGACACCCCCGUGUGCAGCCUCGGCAUAGCCAAGUCGUUCGCACAACUCAGCUCAAAGGAGAAAAAGUAUGCCCACUACAUUGGCGAGGCCUCUUGGGCGGGUGCUCGCGUCAUCCAGGAACAGACUACCCCGCAGGCAUGCAAGCUUUACGAUCUGCUCAUCCUGACUUUCAGCAAGGACGGCAAGCUCGCUGAUCUCGCCGGCUUGAAGCAGCAGUCUGGAGUCCCGGACGACGAUUGGAGCGGUCUCCUGCAAUAUACCACGCAGGUAUUGAGCAACCUGGUAAACUUCCGAAGCUUUGGCUUCACCAAAAUUAUUCCCCGUGUGCCAGAGGGCAGCUUCCUCGCGGUCGUAGAGAAGUCUGCCAACGCCAAACAAGCCCUUGCGUUAUGGAAUGAGCUGAAAGACCAUAUCUAUCAGCUCAUUCCGGAAUCAAGCAACUACAUCGGCAAACGUCAAGAGGGCCACGUCUCGAACUAUUAUCUCGGUCACCCGCCGACGGACCUCGAGGUUGCAGCCGUUCAGGCCGCCGCUGAGAAAUUUGGUGUCGAUGUUCUCAAUACUCGUGUCAAGAAGGACGGCCCCGCAGACUUCACUCUACUUGUGGCUUCCGUUGAAUCAAAGUCCUCGACACACGAGUUCGAGAUCGGUAACAACAAGGGCAAACUCACGAUUCAGUAUGGCGACCAUUCUGAGGCGCUGGCGAAGGUCAACGCUGCGCUUAAGAAGGCUAAAGAUUUCGUCGCGAACGAGCACCAGGCGGCCAUGCUCGAAGGCUACAUCAAGUCGUUCGAGAGUGGCUCCAUCCCAGACCACAAAGCCGGCUCGCGCGAAUGGGUCAAAGACAUUGGUCCCGUCGUGGAAAGCUAUCUCGGUUUCAUCGAGACCUAUGUCGACCCGUACGGUGGACGCGCCGAGUGGGAAGGCUUCACAGCUAUCGUCGACAAGGCACUUAGUGCCAGAUAUGAGGUGCUCGUGAAUAGAGCACCAGAGCUGAUCAAGGUUCUGCCCUGGGGCAAAGAUUUUGAAGUCGACAUUUUCCGCAAGCCUGAUUUCACGGCGCUGAAUAUUGUAACGUUUGCCACUGGAGGUAUCCCGGCUGGAAUCAACAUUCCCAACUACUACGAUAUCCGUGAGUCGACGGGCUUUAAGAACGUGUCUCUGGCAAACAUCCUGGCGGCGAAGGCUCCCAAUGAGGAGCUUACUUUCAUCCACCCUUCUGACGUUGAUGUUUACAACAAGUGGGACAACCGCGCGUUCGAACUCCAAGUUGCCAACCAUGAGCUUCUGGGUCACGGUACGGGCAAGCUGUUUGAGGAACGGGAAGACGGCUCGAAGAACUUCGAUCCCGCGAAGGUCAUUAACCCACUCACAGGCAAGCCGAUUACAUCAUGGUAUAAGCCUGGUCAGACCCCGGGCUCUGUGCUUGGCGAAGUCUCUUCAUCUAUGGAAGAGUGCCGCGCAGAGACAGUGGCGCUGUACCUUGUGAGCGACCGCGAUAUCCUCAAAAUCUUCAAGUACGAGGACGAGCAAGACGUUGAAGAAAUCCAAUACGUUACCUUCCUCAUCAUGGCUCGCGCCGGUCUUAAGGCUCUGGAGUACUAUGACCCCGCAAAGAAGAAGCAUGGACAGGCACACAUGCAGGCUCGCCUGGGUAUCACCCAACACCUGAUCAAAUCCGGCGUCGCCCGCCUCGAAGAAGUUCGGGGUACCGACGGCAGCCUCGAGAACAUCUACGUGCGCGUCGACCGCGAGGCGGUUCUCAAGCGCGGACGCAAGGCCGCGGGCGAGCUGCUCGUUGAGCUACAGGUGCGCAAGAGCACGGCGGAUGGUGCGGGUGCGCGGGCGUUCUACACCGAGCUGACGACGCCGUUCCCCGGCUGGGACGGCGAGAUCCGCGACGUCGUCCUCAGGAAGAAGCAGCCGCGCAAGGUGUUCGUGCAGCCGAACACGCUCGUGGAAAACGGCGAGGUCGUCCUCAAGGAAUACUCCACCACGCUUGAGGGUGUCAUUGAGAGCUUCAUCGAGCGGAACCUCUAAUGCACAGACUUAAUCUAGAACCGCAAUUUGUAUCAUUAGCCGAGAUGCCUGAUCACUCACCGACUGGACCCCAAGUAGGCUCACAUCUU